Oryza brachyantha (malo sina) is the source of this 982-nucleotide messenger RNA. Its product is annotated as pathogenesis-related genes transcriptional activator PTI5-like. NCBI's taxonomy places the organism in Eukaryota, Viridiplantae, Streptophyta, Magnoliopsida, Poales, Poaceae. Gene Ontology annotation, biological process: ethylene-activated signaling pathway; regulation of DNA-templated transcription. Gene Ontology annotation, molecular function: DNA binding; DNA-binding transcription factor activity. Bases 299 to 910 code for a protein of 203 amino acids. The transcript has a single exon. The record is from RefSeq and is a predicted model, not a curated record.
UUGCAUGCCGUGCAGUCACAUGUUGGCCCCUUAAUUAAAAAUGAUUAAUUAGCACUUCCGCGCCCCAGAGCUUCCGCUCAUCCAGUGCUCGCUCUUCGCCUCUUCCACGGGGUUCAAAUAGCGCGGCAGCAUCACGCAUCGCCUUAGCUAGCUAAGCCCCUGAGACCACACUUGAAAGCGCAAAACCAUUCUCUCUCUCCACCUCUCGUCUCUCAUGAGCUAGCGCGCGCUCGCGCGUCGUACGGGGGUGUAAUCACGUUGCACACACGUACGCGCGGCGCAAGCAUAGCCAGGCCGCAUGUCUCUCUCCUUGGGGCGAAGCGCCGGCGCCGAUCGCCUCGCCGCGGCGCCCGCGCUUCAGGCCGCCGGUGCUCUGCCGCCACGCGUGGACGUGGACGUGUCUCUGUCGCUGGCGCGCGCCGCUGCCGCCGCCGCCACCGCCCCCCACGGGCAGUCGUACCUCCCGCUCAACGAGGACGACUCGCUGGACAUGGUCCUCUUCGACGUCCUCCGCGAGGCCUCCGCCGCGGUGCCGUCGUCGUCGGCGCCGGAGCUGGGCGCGCGGACGACGGCGCCGAUCAUCGCCGACCAUCCCGCCGUGCACAAAGGCGGCGGCACGAAGGCGAGGGGCGGCGCGGGCGGGCGGCACUACCGCGGGGUGAGGCGGCGGCCGUGGGGGAAGUACGCCGCGGAGAUCCGGGACCCGACGCGGCACGGCGCGCGGCUGUGGCUCGGGACCUUCGGCACCGCCGAGGAGGCCGCCGUGGCGUACGACCGCGCCGCGUUCCGCAUGCGGGGCUCCAAGGCGCUGCUCAACUUCCCGCCGGCUCUAGCCGGGGACGGCGGCCGUCGCGGCGGGGGCGCCCCCGCGAAGCAGGUCAGCGUGGGCGACGGUGAAUGCGUGAUAUGAGCAGUGGGGAUGUACAGCACGCUUUAUUUUUGUCUUUUUUUAUUUAUUGCUGGCUGGAGGUUUAGACAUGAU